AUGGAGUCUGACUUUCCACCCCUUCCCAGCCAUUCGGCCAGGCAUUCAGCGAAUUCAUCACAAAAGCGGGAUAGUGUGUCUGCUUCGGCAAAUGUGACAUCUGGCUAUCGUGGCUUAGAGAUCGCCGAAAAUGGGUCGAAGAUCAUUCAUAAAAUCUUGACUCGAGAUGGCGACGCUAUCCUAGAAUAUGUUGAUACCGACUCACGCAAAGCCACCACGCACUACCGUUGGCAGGUCUCCAGCGAUAGGCUGAGAGAGAAUAGUCCCUUCUUCUCUGCAUUAUUGGACCCAAACAAGUUUUCCGAAGGCAGGCGUUUUGUCGAAAGCAAGUCUCGAUCAAAGGGAUCAUCAGCGACUACACGUGAUACUAGAGUCGCCGAUGGUUUCGCGAUUGAAUCAACGGAGCGUUUGCCGCUAGUUGGGUUGAAUUUGACCCGUUUGAUGGGUAAACAUCGGAUAGAGAGUCUCGAGCUGUUUCUCAAAGUACUACUAUCUGCCUAUGAUGUUGAUCUCGACACUAUAAUGGGAACAGAUAUCGUUCACCAAUCCGUUCCGAUGAUUGCUGGCUUGAUAGAGAUUGCUGAUCUUUUCAGCUCGUCAGAUGUGGUUAAUGAUGCUCUGAAGCACGUGAAUUACCGGCCUUCUAUAAAGGGUAUUCAGUCAUUUGAGGUGUUCGCUUCAUCUUUACUGAAGCUUAGUGACGAAAGGCUUCGGCAAAUUAUAUACAUAGCAAUGUUCAUACAACACGAUACAAUAUUUCGGGUAGCUUCACAUGCUUUAGUGUUGGCUGGGUCCGCCAGAUGGUCAGAUGGCGGUAUCGGAAUCAACAAGUCUGGCAGACAUCGUUGGUCGUAUUUUGAUAAUGGAAUAGAAGGUACGUUCUAA
Molecule: messenger RNA, 885 nt
Organism: Talaromyces amestolkiae
Lineage: Eukaryota; Fungi; Ascomycota; Eurotiomycetes; Eurotiales; Trichocomaceae
Exons: 1
Coding region: 1-885 (294 amino acids)
Source: RefSeq, a predicted model, not a curated record